AUGCUGUCAUCUUCGUUACGCCGGGCUGCAUGGGCUCCUAUUGCCCCCAUCACCGGCAUCGCUCGCUCGUCCAGUCAAGCUCUUCCAGCUUCCUCUAAUACCCUCUUAGGCGCGGCACAGCAUGUCCGUCAGCGCCGUUACUCCUCAUCUUCUUCUUCAAAGCCCAGCGACGGUUCCAGAAAAGUCGACGCUUCUUCUCAGACCCCCGCAAAGGGCGUGAAUGCAAGCGAAAAGCGUGAGGGUAAGGCUUCCAGACGAAGGGGAAAAGAUAGCAGUGGCCGCAACGGCUCCAAGUCGAACCAGCAUACGGUCUUCUCGAGACUGCCUAGCGUUCCCUCCACCCAACACCUUCAACCCCAUGCCCUGAAGCAUUUGAUGCCAUAUUCACCGCGAAGAAAUCCACGAAACAUGAAUCGGAUGAUGUGA
This is a messenger RNA of Aspergillus oryzae RIB40, 426 nucleotides long. RefSeq lists its product as uncharacterized. The transcript is spliced from 2 exons. The record is from RefSeq and is a predicted model, not a curated record. NCBI's taxonomy places the organism in Eukaryota, Fungi, Ascomycota, Eurotiomycetes, Eurotiales, Aspergillaceae. The coding region runs from base 1 to 426 and encodes 141 amino acids.